Saccostrea cuccullata (small rock oyster) is the source of this 620-nucleotide messenger RNA. Its product is annotated as tubulin polymerization-promoting protein family member 3-like. Gene Ontology annotation, cellular component: microtubule. Bases 50 to 586 code for a protein of 178 amino acids. Gene Ontology annotation, biological process: microtubule bundle formation; microtubule polymerization; positive regulation of protein polymerization. Gene Ontology annotation, molecular function: tubulin binding. Lineage: Eukaryota; Metazoa; Mollusca; Bivalvia; Ostreida; Ostreidae. The transcript has 3 exons. The record is from RefSeq and is a predicted model, not a curated record.
UAUAGGCCUACUAAAAGUCUAGCCCACAAUAGUAGAUUGUACCAACAAGAUGGCGUCAGGAGGAGAUGACUACGAUAUUGAUGCUUUGACUGAGAAACUGAAGGCUUUUGCCAUGGCUCAGAUAAAGACCUCAGCCAAGAUGGACAGUAAAACAGUGGGAAAGGUGGCCAAGGAAUGCUGGCCCAAGCCCCUACAGACCCGGAUAGACUCCAGUGUGUUCCCAAAAGUUAUGGACAAAACUACAAAGUCUAUUAGUCUUGACAAUAAGGAUCAAAUCAGGAAGUUUAUAUCGGAAGCCGCCAUCCAAUAUGAUGACGUCACCACCAAAACAAAAGAGUUCAAAGAACAUGAGAAGUUUUUGGCAGAGAAGAUUAUUACAUCCGGUACAGGAAUAAAGCAAACGGAAAUUUCUAAGACCGGGGGAGUUGACCGUAUGACGGAUACCUCCAAAUACACUGGGUCCCACAAGGAGAGGUUUGACGAAUCAGGAAAGGGCAAGGGCAAAGAAGGCCGUGUGGAUAAGGUGGACGACUCGGGAUAUGUGGGCAAUUACAAAGACCAAGGCACUUACGACAAAAAACACUGAAGCAUCUCUUUUCUCAUAUUUUUAUCUUGUACAA